Molecule: messenger RNA, 1037 nt
Organism: Asparagus officinalis (garden asparagus)
Lineage: Eukaryota; Viridiplantae; Streptophyta; Magnoliopsida; Asparagales; Asparagaceae
Product: ras-related protein Rab7
Exons: 7
Coding region: 143-766 (207 amino acids)
Cellular component (GO): vacuolar membrane
Molecular function (GO): GTPase activity; GTP binding
Source: RefSeq, a predicted model, not a curated record
UGUCUUGUUUGUUCUUCUUCUUGUUAGGUCUUCCCACCAAAAAUCGGGAAAAAUCCCAUUUUGUCAACAAUUUCGGUAUCUUUUUGGGAAACCCUAGCUCGCGACUGUAGAUCUGUGAAAAUAACCUUCUAGGUUCGAAUCCAUGGCUUCUCGGAGGAGAAUGCUUCUCAAGGUCAUAAUCCUCGGCGACAGCGGGGUUGGGAAGACUUCGCUGAUGAAUCAAUACGUGAAUCGUAAAUUUAGCAAUCAGUAUAAAGCUACAAUUGGAGCUGACUUCUUAACAAAAGAAGUCCAAUUUGAAGAUCGCCUCUUUACGUUGCAGAUAUGGGAUACAGCAGGGCAAGAAAGAUUUCAGAGUCUUGGUGUAGCUUUUUACCGUGGUGCGGAUUGUUGUGUCCUUGUGUAUGAUGUUAAUGUCAUGAAAUCAUUUGACAACCUUAACAAUUGGCGUGAAGAAUUUCUAAUUCAGGCUAGCCCAUCCGACCCUGAUAACUUUCCAUUUGUAGUAUUGGGAAACAAGAUAGAUGUCGAUGGUGGGAAUAGCCGUGUGGUAUCCGAGAAGAAGGCAAGAGCAUGGUGCGCCUCAAAGGGGAACAUUCCAUACUUCGAGACGUCUGCUAAAGAGGGACUCAAUGUUGAGGCUGCUUUCCAGUGCAUAGCCAAGAAUGCAUUGAAGAAUGAACCAGAGGAAGAAAUAUAUCUUCCGGAUACUGUGGAUGUGGCUGGUGGUGGGAGGCAGCCAAGGUCAUCAGGUUGCGAGUGCUAGACUAUCGUAGACAAGCUGCUGGUUUCUGUCUCCUCUAUUUUGUUCUGCAGUUGCAACGGAUUGCAGCAAAGCUUGUUGCAACCUUCUGUAUUCUAGGAUCAUGUCUGGCGAAUUGCAUUAGUUGCUUAAGGGAUUCCUAUCUUCAUUGUUAUUUAAGCUUGUUUUAUUCGGCAGUGUAUAAUUUGGAUUAUGUCUUUCUGGAUGAUUACUUGGAAAACUUGGCGUGAUUUUUUUAGUGAAUUUGAUAUUGUUGACUACUCUGUUUUCUGUA